CGCAGCCAUGAUGGGCAGAGAUGCGGCUGAACUCGAGUCCCGACGGCGCUCUAUCGCGCUCGAGGUGGCCACUCUCGCCGCUCUCCCGCCACCUCUCGCCUUUGGCUGGUCCGUCGGCCUGGUCGGGCCUGACGGGAUGGCCGCGCUCAGGCAGAUGACCCAGCGUGAUGCAGGCAAGCGGCGACGGCCAAUCACGCCGACGCCUCCACAGCCACAGCCUGGUUCUCGCAAGAGCAAGCCGCCUCGGCAGUGUAGCGAGCCGGGUGCCGUCGGGCCGACGCCGAGUACGAGCGAGGCAUUUCGGAGCAUUUCGGAGCUCAAGCGCGGGCGAGACUCGCCGAUGUCCCGCGUCCACUCGAUGCGGACGCUCGCGGCGGCUGAGACGCUCAGCUGCUGCUUCACGGAGACUGGCUGUUCGCCCAUUCCCUUCCCGCUCUCGCCCAACUUGGCCGACGCUUGCCUCGGGCUGCUGUCGACGCCAGAGCUCUUUGGCAUGGCGUGCGCCGAGUUGCCGCCGCCGCUCGGGCUGCCGCCUCCGGUUCUCCCCCACUAGUACUGCAUUCUCUCUCCGCGCAUGUACUGCAUUCUCUCUCCGCGCAUGUACGGAUGCCUGUGGCUGCGGGUUCUUUACCGCUCUCGUCGUUGCGCACAUGCUUUGUGCAGUGUCGUCUCGACCAAUCCACCAUGCACAGGACCAGUGAACCCUCUGUCGCGUCACCGAGACAAUCUUGCCGCCGAACUCAUACGAUUCUAACCGCAUUCAUUUGUUUUCGUGCAUGAGUCGUGAGUGAUGAGCGU
This is a messenger RNA of Emiliania huxleyi CCMP1516, 798 nucleotides long. RefSeq lists its product as hypothetical. The transcript has a single exon. The record is from RefSeq and is a predicted model, not a curated record. Lineage: Eukaryota; Haptophyta; Isochrysidales; Noelaerhabdaceae. The coding region runs from base 8 to 553 and encodes 181 amino acids.